CAAAGUCUAACCACAUACAACUCAAAUAUCUCCCACUGCACAAAGAUCGAUGUUGAAACUACAGCUAACCCAGCAGUCGCAGUACUCCACCCAAACCCCCUUCCUACAACAUUUCAAGCCGUUCAUCCAUGGCCAUGGCAAUGGCAAUGCUUCGCUUCCGAUCUCAAGGCAAUCAUUCCACAAAAAGAACAAAAGUGUUCGAGUCGGCUUCAUCCCCGGCAACAUAAAAGCUGUGGCAAGCUCUACCGAGAAGGCCACUUCUGUUAAAGCCAUUGUAACUGUGAAACCUACUGUUGGUGGCUUCCUCUCAAACCUUGGGAUAACCCGAGGGCUUGAUGAUAUAAGAGACUUACUUGGUCAAACACUCCAAUUGGAGCUUGUUAGCACCGAGCUUGAUCCUAGGACGGGAUUAGAGAAGGAGACAAUUAAAGGGUACGUACACAGGACGAGCGACGCGAAGGAGGAAGUGAAAUACGAGUCAAGUUUUGAUGUUCCAGCAGAUUUCGGGGAGGUUGGGGCCAUUUUGGUGGAGAAUGAGCACCACAAGGAGAUGUUCCUCAAGGAUAUUAUCCUCAAUGGCUUCCCUAAUGGUCCCGUUCAUAUAAACUGUAAUUCAUGGGUUCAUUCAAAGCAUGACGAUCCCCAGAAGAGGGUCUUCUUUGCAAACAAGUCAUACUUGCCAUCCCAAACACCAAGUGGGCUAAGGAGGCUCAGAGAAGAAGAACUUGUGAUUUUGCGAGGCAAUGGGCAAGGAGAACGCAAGACCUUCGAGAGGGUGUAUGAUUACGAUACGUACAACGAUCUUGGAGAUCCUGAUAGUAGUGCUGAUCUUAAACGACCUGUGCUCGGCAGCAAAGACCACCCCUAUCCUAGACGUUGUCGGACUGGACGGGAGCGCACUAAAACAGAUUCGUCGUCGGAGAAAAGAAGCAGCAGCGUCUAUGUUCCCCGGGAUGAGAGCUUCUCGGAAGUAAAGCAGCUAACGUUCUCAGCCAAGGCAGUAUACUCGGUGUUGCAUGCAGUGGUACCGUCGUUGGAGACGGCAAUCAUCGACGCUGAUCUCGGAUUCCCGUACUUCACGGCAAUCGAUUCGCUUUUUAACGAGGGGGUUAACUUGCCUCCCCUUAAAAACCAAGACACACAGUUCCUCCGCACCCUGCUGCCCAGGCUACUCAAGGCUCUCACUGAUACAGGAGAAAAUGUGUUGCGGUUUGAGACCCCAGAGACAAUGGAUAGAGACAAAUUCUUUUGGUUUAGGGAUGCCGAAUUUGGUAGGCAGACUCUUGCUGGUCUCAACCCCUACAGCAUACAGUUGAUCACGGAAUGGCCAUUGAAGAGUAAACUCGACCCAAAGGUCUACGGCCCGCCAGAAUCAGCAAUCACUACAGAAAUGAUUCAACGAGAGAUCGGAGGUUUAAUGAGCGUCAAGGAGGCCAUAAAGCAGAAAAAGUUAUUCAUUCUAGAUUACCAUGACCUAUUGUUACCAUUUGUGAGCAAAGUGAGAGAGAUUAAAGGGACAACUUUGUAUGGAUCACGGACAGUGUUCUUCCUAACCCCCGAUGAAACCUUAAGGCCGUUGGCCAUUGAGCUGACUCGGCCACCAAUCGAUGGGAAGCCACAGUGGAAAGAGGUUCGCAUGCCUUGUUGGGACGGUACAGGUAUCUGGCUAUGGAGGCUUGCAAAAGCUCACGUUCUUGCCCAUGACUCUGGUUAUCACCAACUUGUUAGCCAUUGGCUAAGAACUCAUUGUGCUACAGAACCUUAUAUAAUUGCGACAAAUAGGCAACUCAGUGUGGUGCACCCUAUCUAUAGACUGCUGCACCCUCAUUUCCGGUACACUAUGGAGAUUAACGCUCUCGCUCGAGAAGCACUUAUUAAUGGAGGAGGGAUCAUUGAGUCCUCAUUCUCACCUGGCAAAUACUCCAUGGAGUUGAGCUCCGCUGCUUAUGACCAGCAGUGGCAGUUCAACUUGGAGGCAUUACCAGCUGACUUGAUUAACAGGGGAAUGGCUGUUGAAGAUCCAACUGCUCCACAUGGCCUAAAGCUCACAAUUGAGGAUUACCCCUUUGCCAAUGACGGCCUCGUCCUUUGGGACUCAAUAAAAGAGUGGGUGAGUGACUAUGUGAACCACUAUUACCCGAACCCAAGGCUGAUAGAGUCUGAUCAGGAGCUACAAGAAUGGUGGACAGAAAUCCGAACAGUAGGCCAUGCUGACAAAAAGGACGAACCAUGGUGGCCGGUUCUCAAGACCCCAAAAGACCUAAUCGAAAUCAUCACAACGAUUGUAUGGGUGACAUCUGGUCACCAUGCAGCCGUGAACUUUGGACAAUACACUUACGCAGGUUAUUUCCCUAACCGGCCUACCAUUGCCAGAACCAAUAUGCCCACUGAAGAGCCUUCCGAAGAAUUUUGGAAAAACUUCUUGCAAAAGCCUGAAGGUGCACUCUUACAAUGCUUUCCUUCACAAAUUCAAGCGACAAAAGUGAUGGCUGUUUUGGACAUACUAUCAAAUCAUUCUCCAGAUGAGGAGUAUCUAGGGGAUACAAUAGAGCCUGCUUGGGCUGAAGACCCGAUCAUUAAGGGGGCCUUUGAAAGGUUUAACGGGAGGUUACUUGAGCUUGAAGGGACUGUUGAUGAGAGGAAUGCCAACAGGAACUUGAGGAACAGAAACGGAGCUGGGGUUAUGCCAUAUGAGCUUUUGAAGCCAUUCUCGAAGCCUGGAGUGACUGGGAAGGGUGUUCCCUAUAGCAUUUCCAUUUGAAGUUGAAACUAAUGUGUAUUUCCAGAACGUAUUUCAAACGUAUCAGAUGGCAUAUUAAGAGAAAUAAGAACAUAUAUGUAUUGCUUGAUAUUUCAAGAGUAA
This is a messenger RNA of Alnus glutinosa, 2863 nucleotides long. Its product is annotated as linoleate 13S-lipoxygenase 2-1, chloroplastic-like. Gene Ontology annotation, biological process: lipid oxidation. Gene Ontology annotation, molecular function: protein binding; metal ion binding; oxidoreductase activity, acting on single donors with incorporation of molecular oxygen, incorporation of two atoms of oxygen. The transcript has 9 exons. The coding region runs from base 50 to 2761 and encodes 903 amino acids. Lineage: Eukaryota; Viridiplantae; Streptophyta; Magnoliopsida; Fagales; Betulaceae. The record is from RefSeq and is a predicted model, not a curated record.